Messenger RNA from Caenorhabditis briggsae, 588 nucleotides. The record is from RefSeq and is a predicted model, not a curated record. The transcript is spliced from 5 exons. Gene Ontology annotation, cellular component: cytoplasm. Bases 1 to 588 code for a protein of 195 amino acids. NCBI's taxonomy places the organism in Eukaryota, Metazoa, Nematoda, Chromadorea, Rhabditida, Rhabditidae.
AUGCCAAAGGGAAACAAGAAAACUAAUGAGAAAAAAGAGGAUCUUGAGAAAUUUGCGAAAGAGUUGCAAGGGAGUGAUUCGGACGAGGACGCUGUUGUCAUUGAGCAGCCGACCGUCGUUGAGCCUAACCCGCCACGUAGUGAGAACUCUAACAAGAAAAUUGAGCUCACUCAAGCCGAAAAGGAUUUGCUUCGCACAGAACUUGAGAAGACCGAGGAGGAGAUCGGAACACUGAAGCAGGUGCUGUCGGCUAGACAGAAGCAUGCUGCGGAUCUCAAGCGUAAGCUUGGACUCACGCCACUCACCGAGCUCUCACAAGACUUGAACCGCAGUUUGAAGACAGUCACCGAGACUGAAGCAUUCCAAAAGACUGCUGAGGUCGCGGCCGCUACUUCGGACACCGUCAAGGAGAAGUGGAACGACAUGAGAAACUCGUCGCUCUUCAAGUCGUUCGAGUCGAAACUCGGAACUGCUUACAACUCGGCUAAAAUGGCUGCCUCCACAUCGAUCGAUCACUUGGCAGGAGCUGCUCGUGCGCCAAGCCAAAGCGGAACUCCAGUCGCCGAGGAAGCCAAACCAAUCUCCUAA